CCGACUUUUUCGUUAAGUCUACAUAACCACACUCUGGCAAAGUUUGUUGUGAAAAAUUUCUCCUCUGUGAAAAUCUAUGAAAAAGUAUAGUUUUUCCUCAAUCACCAGCAAUGUCUCAAAUGGAGCAAUCUGCUUGUGAAGACUUGAAAGCCUUCGAGAGGCGAUUGACGGAAGUGAUUGCAGCCCUCCAUCCGCCCACACUUCGCUGGAGAAUAAUCCUCUUUGUGAUAUCCACGCUAACAGCGCUGGGCGCUUGGUAUUGGCUGACAGAUCCUCGGACAUCAGUUGUUCCAUUCACAGAAUCCCUGCUGAAUCAUCCAAUUUUCACAGUUGGCAUCAUCAUCCUCGGUAUGAUGCUCUUCGCAUACGGAAUCCAUAGACUCGUCAUAGCACCGCAAAUAAUCACAUCACGCACGAGAACUGUCCUCAACGACUUCAACAUGUCCUGCGACGACACGGGGAAGCUCAUUCUGAGGCCACGACCAACAAGUUAGGAAGUAAUAAAAUGAAUAUGAAGGAGAGAAAAUUUAUUGGAAAAUUCUAUUUA
Molecule: messenger RNA, 547 nt
Organism: Phlebotomus argentipes
Lineage: Eukaryota; Metazoa; Arthropoda; Insecta; Diptera; Psychodidae
Gene: Cnep1r2
Product: nuclear envelope phosphatase-regulatory subunit 1 homolog
Exons: 4
Coding region: 111-494 (127 amino acids)
Cellular component (GO): Nem1-Spo7 phosphatase complex; cytoplasm
Source: RefSeq, a predicted model, not a curated record